AGCUCGCGCUCAUCUUCAGUCAGUUCACUACGCGCUCGCUCACUGUCCGCGAGAGUCAGCAGCAACCACUUAGAGACUUUCUCUAAAAAAUUGCCUUAUUCAGAGAAGGAAAACGACAAGACUUCUGACAUCUCUUGUGUCUUUUGAAGGGGGUCACAUACAACUAUCCAAAGCGACAUGUGGAUUUACAAAAUUUUGCUCUGUGUGGCCGUGUUGGUUUACUCAGAAACGAAGAGGCAUGCCCUGCAAGAUUAUCAGAAGACUGAUGCUGUGCGCCUGGUCACGGCACCUGAUGUGUCCUACAUGUCCAAGGGCCGCAAGAUGAGUUUGGUAAAGUGUGCACGUCGCUGUAGCCGCAACAGGAAGCUUCAGUUCAUCUGCAGAGCAUUCAACUUUGAUCAGAAAAAUGCAAAGUGUCAUUUACUCUCCUAUGACAGCCUCACUGUCAGUGUCCGUAUGGAGAAUGACUUCAACUUUGAUCUAUAUGAGAAGAAAGACUUCAUGAGAGAAUGCAUCAUCGGUAAUGGAUUCAACUACAAAGGAAAGAGAUCGGUGACAAAGAGUGGAGUCCAGUGCCAACUCUGGAAUACCCAAAAGCCGCAUGAACACAAUUUCUUACCCCUGAGGCACAAGCACAGAGAUCUACAGGAGAAUUUAUGUCGUAAUCCAGACAACACCACAACAGGUCCUUGGUGCUAUACCACAGACCCCAAAAUACGGGACCAGGACUGCAGCAUCCCACAAUGCUCGGAAGUGGAAUGUAUGACGUGUAAUGGAGAAAGUUACCGUGGACCAUUGGACCACACAGAGAGCGGCCGGGAAUGCCAGCGCUGGGACCUUGAUGAACCACAUAAACACCUUUUCCACCCUAAAAGAUACCCCGAUAAAGGUCUAAAGGACAACUACUGCAGGAACCCAGACGGGCGCCAGAGACCCUGGUGUUUCACCACUGAUCCGAGCACUCCAUGGGAGUACUGUAACAUCAAACAGUGUGAUUCAGACAACGGCGGUCACAUUGAAAACACAACAACUUGUUUCCAUGGGCGUGGAGAGGGUUAUCGUGGAACGGUUGGCAUCACCCACGAGGGAGUGACCUGUCAGAGAUGGGAUGCCCAGUUUCCCCAUCGACACUUUUAUACGCCACAGAAUUACCGUUGCAAGGAUCUCCGGGAGAACUACUGUAGGAAUCCUGAUGGUCGUCAUCUCCCAUGGUGUUUCACGACUGACCCCAAUGUACCUAUGGCAUUCUGCACCAACAUUCCUCGCUGUGGCGUACAACUAUCUGAACCUGAAGAGUGUUAUAUGGGCAUUGGUGACACAUACAAUGGAAAACGGGCAAAAACACGCUCUGGCCUCCCUUGUGCUCCAUGGAAAGACCACAGUAAAAGUAGUGAAAGAGAUGCAGACUUGCUGAUGGCUGAACAGGCGGGGAACUUCUGCAGAAACCCGGACAAGGACAAACAUGGCCCGUGGUGUUAUACCAACAGCUCAUCCAUCCCCUGGGAUUACUGCUCUCUCAAACCCUGUGAGCCCUCACAUAACAAUCUACCACAAAAAGAUGAGGGUACAAAGACCUCAUGUUUUGUUCACAAGCAGGUGAGAAUCGUCGGUGGUGGGCCUGUCCGGAUUAAAGAAGGCAGCUGGAUAGUCAGCAUACAGAGAGGGAGCACUCACUGGUGCGGAGGUUCUCUGGUCAGGGAGGAGUGGGUGCUGACAGACAGACAGUGCUUCUCGUCAUGUGUGCCUGACCUAUCAGAGUACAGAGUUUGGCUUGGUAUAUCCCAUUUGAACGAGUCGGGUGAGAAUGACUUCCACAGACAGGAGAGGAGAAUCUCGCACGUCAUCUGUGGUCCGGAAGGCUCUAGUCUCGCCCUGCUCCGACUGGCUCAACCUGCACUCCCAAGAGAGCAUGUCAGAGUUAUUCAGCUGCCUGUGGCAGACUGCAGAAUUCAGGAGGACACCAUAUGCUCUGUGUACGGCUGGGGUGAGACCAAAGGCACUGGACAUGAGGGAACGUUGAAAAGAGUUCAUCUGCCCAUAGUGAGCAAUGGACGAUGCCAUCAGCUUCACAAAGGGAAAAUCCCAAUCAACAGUUCAAAACUGUGUGCUGGUGGCAGGAUGGAUGAAGGAGUGUGCGAGAAAGACUAUGGCGGCCCUCUAGUAUGCCAAGAGAGUAACAGUAAAGUCAUUGUCGGCGUGAGCAUAAAUGGCAGAGGAUGUGCCCUAAACAACCGGCCGGCCGUUUUCGUGAACGUGGCCUUCUAUGCUGGAUGGAUUCAUAAAGUGUUCAGAAAUUAUCCAAACUCAGAAGUAAACAACUGAUGGAGAAUAAGCAGGACUGAGCAUACAAUUUAAGAAUAAAAUUUUAGACUCUCCAUAAAUCCCACAGGUUAUUUCUUGAUUUAAGGGUCACCUGAACAGCUCUUUUUGAAAAAGCUUGGCCGAGAAACAUACAUUCAGAAACUACUCAAAGAGCUAGAACUGCGGCUGGAACUGUUGCUAUGAAUUUAAGCAAUUUGUUCACCUAAUAAUGCCAGAACCGCAGAGAAAGGCGUUAGGAGACAGAGUCUCAAAGGCUAAAUUCGCAACUAGCCAUAUGGAAAUAUAAAGACUACUGGACCGAAGUGCGGACGAGCAGCCAGAAUCUGUUUCAAGAAUCAAUAGCAAUUCCUGGCCACCAACCAAAAACCUCAAGUCCUCGAAGAGAAAUCUUGCUGCAGUGCGCUACAAAGUUUUCAUAUGUACAUUCAACCCACACAUUACCCAUCAAACUAACAAUCUGGACUUCAGUUGGGAUAUUGGAUUCAGAGACCUAACCCAAGUUUGAGUCUGGAUUCAGACCAGGACUUGAUAUAUGGAUACAAAUUCUCAGAUCCCAACAGGAAUCUGCCGUUCCCUCCUUUAGAAGUGUUCAAAGCUGACCGACGUACACAUUUCGGCCACUCCUCAUCGAGAAAGAGGGCUGUUAUGAUUACAAGUGCUUGUUGAUAUAAAACGAUCAUUAACAGUGUCAUUCAAAAAGCCCCUCGAUAAAGUAUUAGCUGUUAGCUGUUAGCUAAAUGUAGAACAUCUUAUGGGUAAAAGUAUACAUGGAAGGUUUUUUGCGUUUGUGCUCCUGAUUAUACUUGAAAACACACAUGAGAGAGGUCACUGUGUCCCUCAAUAACACCUACUCGUGUCGCCAUUACAGAUUGCUGUUUGGUCAGUGUAGGUGUUUAUGUAGUCAGAGGUGUUCCAUCCAUUUCCAGUGUUGAUAUUUUGUCCGCAAGCCUGAACGGAGAUGACAUGACCUGCUUGUAGUGACAUGCAGCAAAAAAAUCGUAGUUGUCAUAACAUAUCAGCAUCUGAGGUUCCCAUACACUCUGUUUGGUUUAGAGCGGAAUUCAGAGGAGGAUUUGGAAAUGUGUGUUGUAAAUACUGUGGUCAUGGGAGUGGGGUAAUCACUCCCAGUUCUUUCGUAGGUCUCAUAGACCUUUAUAAGAGGUUGGCCUCCUCCAUUCCAGUGUCCUCAUUGGGUGGUUUUAUAUAUUUGUAAAUACAUCUGUAUUAAUUUCAAAUGCACAUUUUGUCUGUUGUGAAACUCAAGAAGGAGUGUGAUAUUUUAUGUUCAUGCACAUGUGUAUGCGAGUGUGUGUAAUGCUGCAAAGAUGCAUUGAGGCCGAAAAGUGCAUCUCUGCAGGACAGAGAGCAAAACGAGCACACAUCUUCUGUUCUUGUAGACAUCAGAAUAAAGAAAUUUAGCGAUUAAUUUAGCUGUUUUUCAGAUCAGAGCCGGUGUAAGAUAAAUCUGAGUGAUUUUCUUUCUUGUGUGGUCUUGGAUUGCUCAUUCCGCGAGCAUCUCGUUCCCUCACGCUGGCCUGCCUCCAAAAACAAUCAACUUGGGAAAUUACCUCCAAAAAUCAUGUCGGCUUAAACAAAUAGCUCUCUGAGUGAUGGCUCAUAAGUGUUUGUAUUCCAACCACUCCCGAUGCUAAUUAUGUUGGUUAAAAUGAAGGAUGAGUUUAAUUUGUAAGAGUCCUAAGGCACAAGUCCUAUGUAAGGAUGUUGUUGAACACAUUGAGAUUAGUGUUACUAAAGCACAAGACAAGGCAAAAGAUCCCUUCAGUCUUACCUCAUUUGGCUUUAACAUUUAUCAAAACAAAUGUUUUUGUGUAGUAGAGGUUUUUUUUGUUUUGUCUUUGUUUUUUACUUUAGAACAAUACGAAACCUGUGUUUUAGGAAACCUAGAAGCUGCUGGACGAUGAAGCGGCUUCUUCUGAACUUUUUGAGGAAGACUCGUUGAGGAACAAAUUCACUCGCAGUAUUUGGUGCGAAAACCUGCAUCGCAUUCCAUAACCAUAAUCCAGUUUAACCAGCUGAUAAAGUCAUUGUCAAUAUUUUCAGUGCAAACAUACCUCCUUUAUGGAUAUGCAUAUUAGGCUAAUUAUGGAGUGUGUAUUAUUCACAAAACCCACUGAUAUUUGCCUGCUGCAAUUAAUGUCCCGGUACUGCAGUUAAAUGACAUUUCAUUUUCAAUAGCUGUACAUUAUCUAUUGAACAUGGCAGUACAUGGAUUGCACUGUUACUUCAUUUACAUGUCUUUUUGAAUCAUGAGCUAAAACUUGUAAAAAAAAAAAUGCUUUGUUAAAUCAUAAUUAUGAAAUAAAAUGUUAUUUAUGAGAUUAAAAAAAUAUGGCAAAAAAAACAACAACAUCAUGAUUGUGAGAGCAAAGCCAUAAUUGUAAUUCAAAUAAUACAAUUGUAAUUCAAAUGACAUAAUGUGUAAUAAUGAGGUCAAAUAAGUGAAUAACAAGUCAUUCAUGAAAUAAAAUCAUAAUUGUGAGUCAUUAUUUUGAGAUUAAAUUAAUUGACAUAAAAAGUCAAAAUUAUGUCAAACGUCAUAACUGAAAUAACUAACAAGAAAAAUAUGUAAUUGUAACACAGAGGUCAUAAUUAUGAGAUCAUAUUUGAGUCAUAUUUGAGAUACUCUAAAUUAUGACAGGAAAUGUCAACUGUGAAAAAAUAUUAAUUUUAUGACUGUUAGUUAUGACAGUCAAAAUGAUGACAGGCAUAAUUAUGACAUAAUAGAAAGUCAGAGUUCUGAGAUAGGUGUAAUCUUGACGGAAAAAUAUAUCUGAGAUAAAUUAUGCCCAAAAGUUGAAACUGACACGCAUAUUUCAGAUCAAGUUGAAAUGGACAUAAAAAACAAAUGUAUUAUGAUGGUCACAAUUAUGACAUAAAAAAGUCAGAAUUAUGAUAUAGAGUCAAAAGAAUGAUCUUUGUGUCAAUUUUAGUUUUUGACAACUUUUAUUUCGUAUUAACUUUUUGUUAUAAUGUUGAGUUUUAUCUCAUAACUUUGACUUUUCAUCUCAUAAAUAUUUGUUUUUUAUUUUUAUAUCAUAAGUCCUAUAUAUGUACUGUAUCAUAAGUAUGAUUCACCAAAGCAUUUUAUACUUUAUGUGACAGAAACGGGCUUUACAUUAGGCAGCACAUGCGAAAAAAAGAAAAAGAAAAAAAAAAGGCAUGCGCACUUCAACUCUGAAUUCUACUCUUAAUGUCUGAAAAGGCCUGUGGUCUGCCAGUUCAUAUGUGUUUGAUAGAUUGCUCCUCUCUCUGAUGUUUAUAUGUGAGAAAGACGGCAGGUGAAUGUAUAGUGAGCUGCUACGGACAAUGUAAAGUUGUAAAAUGUUGUCUUUGUACAGUGUGUUUAAUGUCUCACCUAUUCAUGUACAGUAAUAUUCAUACUCAAUGUAUUAUUCACCUCUCAUACCGACUACAGUAUUUAUCAACUUUGCCUGUGUUUGUGUUUAUUAAUAUAUAUAUGUGUGUGUGUGUGUGUGAGAGAGUGUAUGUGUGUGUGUGUGUGUGUGUGCGCCUUCAGCAUAUCUGACAAGAAUCUUUUGAAUAGCAAUAAAAACAUGAAGAACGCAAGAAAAGAAUAAUAAUAAUAAAGUUUGCUCACACAUCACCGAAAGUAGAAGG
This is a messenger RNA of Carassius auratus (goldfish), 5961 nucleotides long. Its product is annotated as hepatocyte growth factor. The transcript is spliced from 18 exons. Gene Ontology annotation, biological process: proteolysis. Gene Ontology annotation, molecular function: serine-type endopeptidase activity; signaling receptor binding. Bases 178 to 2322 code for a protein of 714 amino acids. Lineage: Eukaryota; Metazoa; Chordata; Actinopteri; Cypriniformes; Cyprinidae. The record is from RefSeq and is a predicted model, not a curated record.